Messenger RNA from Saccoglossus kowalevskii, 1047 nucleotides. Its product is annotated as homeobox protein SIX6-like. NCBI's taxonomy places the organism in Eukaryota, Metazoa, Hemichordata, Enteropneusta, Harrimaniidae. Gene Ontology annotation, cellular component: transcription regulator complex; nucleus. Gene Ontology annotation, molecular function: DNA-binding transcription factor activity, RNA polymerase II-specific; RNA polymerase II cis-regulatory region sequence-specific DNA binding. Gene Ontology annotation, biological process: regulation of transcription by RNA polymerase II. The record is from RefSeq and is a predicted model, not a curated record.
AGCUGAAAGUACUUGAGAGACGGCGCAAUUAGUGUACCAAAACAUUCGACGGCGUGCGUUGUUGCCAUCUGGACGGGGCAUCGUAUACGGAACUCUCCACACUGCGUGAUCGUGCGUAUUAGUUUCCCAAAGAUGAGUUCACAGAUAGAAAAUGUCAACCCGAACAUCACCAUCAAAGUGAGUGCAGACUUGGAGCGGAGAUCUCCGGGAAGAAAUGACUCUGAUAAUGGGAACUCACUCACGUUUUCGCCCCAGCAAGUAGCAUGUGUCUGCGAAGCUUUACAGAAGAGCGGAAACACCGACCGGUUAGCUCAAUUCUUGUGGUCCCUGCCACCGAACGAACUUCUACGAGGCAGCGAGAGUGUACUCAGGGCCAGGGCGACCGUGGCGUUCCACCGCGGCAAUUUCAAAGAACUUUACACUAUCAUGGAAAGUCAGAAUUUCGACCAACAUAGUCACAACGAACUACAAAAUCUGUGGUAUAAGGCACACUACAUUGAGGCGGAAAAAAUCCGCGGUCGGCCGCUAGGCGCCGUGGACAAAUACCGCAUUCGUAGGAAGUUCCCUCUCCCAAAAACUAUAUGGGACGGGGAAGAGACAGUGUAUUGCUUUAAAGAGAAAUCGCGCACGGCUUUGAAAGAGUGUUAUAAACAGAAUCGCUACCCUACACCGGACGAAAAGCGAAAUUUGGCAAAAGUCACCGGUUUGACGUUAACCCAAGUCAGCAAUUGGUUCAAAAACCGUCGACAACGAGACAGGGCACCGCCGAUUCUCAAAAGUGAUGAUCUGAUGAUGGAAAAGACGUCGCCACAUUGUAUGAUCAACCGCCAUAUGCACGAUCCACGACACGAUUUACGUUUCUCAGGAGCCCCUACUGCCAAAGUAGUCCACCAUACUGGCGAUAAUAACCACUCAAUGCCGGUUGUCGUGUGCGACACCAAGUAUUUCCACCAUGGACACCAUCAUAUCUACCCGUGUUCGCAAGAUCCCCACUCAGCACAGUCGCAUCACUUGGGUUGUUUGUCGGGGACUGUGUCGACGGCGUGA